AGUUUCAUUUACAACUAUCCGACGGUCCCGUUUAAUAAAAUCAAUUCUUUGCUCCCAUCUUACAAACAAUUCUACUCUGACCCCACUCAUUUCAAAAGUUUCAUAACGGAACCAACUGAAAGUUUGAAACCCUAGAUAGAAAAUCGAAGUAGACGAUGCAGCAGAGAAAAUCAGCAUCUGGGAGACCUUCUGGGACGGAUGGCUCAGAUUUUUCUUAUCGGAUGGUGGUCGAUUCAAGGUAUCAGAAGGUAGCUUCAGGAAAGUCUCGUCUCUCCUCUCUAAUUUUCACCCAGGCUGUCAUUCAAUUAAUUGGAACUGUGUGCACAGUUCUGUCAACCUCAAAGGAGGAUCCUGAUAGACUCGCUAUUUUGGCUAUUGCUGUUGGGUUUGUUUCCCUGAUACUAGGGGAAUUAGGUCGAAGACGUAGUCGAGUGGGGUUUUUAAAAGUCUACAUGGUUGCAUCUUCUACCACGAUACUUCUCUGGAUUGCUUGUGUUUCCAAGAGCAAUUUUAUGCUGGAGGUUAUUCAAGAUCCAAGUAACUGGGAAACAAAAAAGUUGGAACUUCUGGAGACUGCUCUUGUUCUAUUUGGGCUUCUGAUACAAGUAUUUACAAUUGGCACAACAACAUCUCUUAUCAGUAACAUGUCUCCUCCCAAAAGGGCCUCUUAACUGAUGCUUGUAACUCUAAGUGACUCUCCAUGUCAACAGCUGAAGUUUUUUGGGUGCGGCAUAAUCCAUACAAAUCACAAAAGACUUGAUUCUUUAGUUUUAGUUCAUUGAUCAUAUGGGUGCGAUCCAUCCUUGAGAAAGAGUGUUGUAUUUCGACACUCACUGUCUGUAAAAGAGGGUAUCAAUAUAGCGAGUUGAUCCGUAUUCAUUUGACAGAUAACAGAUGAUAAACCUUUGAGAAAUGAUAUUUGCAGUCGUGGUUGUGUAAGCGA
Carya illinoinensis is the source of this 943-nucleotide messenger RNA. RefSeq lists its product as uncharacterized. The transcript is spliced from 6 exons. Gene Ontology annotation, biological process: endoplasmic reticulum organization; vesicle-mediated transport. Lineage: Eukaryota; Viridiplantae; Streptophyta; Magnoliopsida; Fagales; Juglandaceae. Bases 156 to 671 code for a protein of 171 amino acids. Gene Ontology annotation, cellular component: endoplasmic reticulum membrane. The record is from RefSeq and is a predicted model, not a curated record.